Molecule: messenger RNA, 2681 nt
Organism: Nematolebias whitei (Rio pearlfish)
Lineage: Eukaryota; Metazoa; Chordata; Actinopteri; Cyprinodontiformes; Rivulidae
Gene: ajuba
Product: ajuba LIM protein
Exons: 8
Coding region: 229-2409 (726 amino acids)
Biological process (GO): response to hypoxia; regulation of DNA-templated transcription; negative regulation of hippo signaling
Cellular component (GO): nucleus; adherens junction; transcription regulator complex
Molecular function (GO): transcription corepressor activity
Source: RefSeq, a predicted model, not a curated record
CCAGAUGACUCAGGGGACCCAAGUUAUGUUGCCACCUUCAAAAUGUCCUAAAGGGUUUUUAUUUAUCUGUUCUCUAUUUAUUGUGCUUAUAGAAGGGGUCCUUUCAAAGCGCUUGAGCGAGUUUUUGGAGCAUUUUUGUUUUGCUGUAACUCUCGUCACACUGCGUUUGAACACGACAACAUCUGCGUUAUAAAGUGUGCUGAUCCACAAGAGAGAAAAGGCUUCGUCAUGGACAAACCAAUAAGCAAGUUGUUGGUGAAGUUGAAGCUCACAGACGCAGGCAGCGUGAAAUUCAACAGUUCCAAGAAAAAGCAGGAGUCUGCCAACAACUCUAAUAACAGCAAUGCUAACGCCGGCACCUCGGCCACCGGUGGAGGGGGCGGCACGCUGCCGUCUGGUCCUAGCCCCCCGGCCGCCUCACCCUCGAGACCUGGCCAGUUCUCGCUCUCCUCCUCAACCACAAAUGAUCUGUGUGUUCCAGCAAGCGGGAGAGCAGGAGGAGGAGGGAUGGGAAUGGCUCCCUCUCAACUCCUCACCACUCCACCCACCACUUCCACAGUGGGCACCAUACCUCCAGAUGGCGAGCAGCAACUUCAUCCCUCCACCAUGGCACAACUGAGGCGCCCCUCCCCCAAGCAGAGAGCCUCCUGUUACCUAGGUGAAGGUGUGGAUUCCCACCUCAGGCGUGAGUCUGGCCUGGGCCCUGAGGGAGACUCUCUGGGAUCGUUUGGCUCCAAGGCAUCCCUCAAUCAACGUCGCUACUCCCUGGAGCUCCAGCAGCUGGUCAAACGGCAUCAUCUCCUCUCCCAGCCUCCUCCUCACUCAGUCCCUCCACUGUACCCUGCUGCCCCGGGAUAUGGAUCCACUCCGAGAGGUUGUGGAGGCGGUCAGGCAGAACCUGGAUACUUUUCCGAACCCGAGAGGCACAAGCGCUUCUCCCUUCAGGAGGCUUUGUUUUACAAACGCCUGAGCACGGGCAGCGACGUGUGGGAGAACCCCAGGCCUGCCUCCCUCUCUCAUCCACCGCAUCGCCCGUCUGAUAUACCAGGUGGGGGCAUGGGAGCAGGCUUGUUUUACCCCCCAGGGCCAACUUUAAGCCCGUGCUCUUCAUUCAGCCUCCAGGAAUCAGUUCUGGUCAGUCCAAGGUCCAGCUUUGCCUCCAGCACAGCCAGCGGUGGAGGAGGAGGGAGCCCCAUGGGGAGCUGCUGCAGCAGCAACAGGACCAGCGGGAUCAGCUUAGGUUACGACACUCGCUACGCCGCAUCUGGAGGCCUCGCUCCUCCUCCACAGCAAAUCAUGCAGGCUGGAGGAUCCGCGGCUGCUUAUGGAGCUCCGAGCAGGGCUGGGGUAACUUCUGUAGAGGCCUGGACUCAGUACCUGGAAGGAGGGAUGUGUCCAGGAACAAACGACAGCCGUCACUCCUACCCACCGGCCGUAGGGAGCCCAGCAGCAGCGUGCUACCAGGGAGGACCGGAGUGGUGGGAUGAUCAGCAAGCCGGAGGGAAAGCCAAAGAGGCAGGUGUGAUGGGGGAGAGGGCCCGGUACUCCGACCUGCCUGGUACCCGCUACCAGGAAGAGCUGACGCGACUUCUCCUGAGGGAUGCUGCUCGAGAAGGUGGGGGACUGCUGGAGGGCCUGAGGCUGAAGGAUCAGUCUUUAGCCCUGACCACUCUGUCUAAACCAGGUGCAGCAGCGACGGGGUCCUCCUCAGCUGGUGGUCCGGUCAAACCUCAAGAAGACCCAGGGCCUGCAGCUGGAAGAGAGACCGGGGAAAACCGCCAGGAGUUCUUUGGUACUUGUGUGAAGUGCGGGAAAGGCGUGUACGGGGCGGACAACGCCUGCCAAGCUCUGGACAACCUCUAUCACACACGCUGCUUCACCUGUGUGUCCUGUGGACGCACCCUGAGGAACAAGGACUUCUACAACGUCAGCGGCUCUGUGUACUGUAAAGAGGAUUACAUGUUUUCAGGAUUCCAGGCAGCUGCGGAGAAGUGCAGCGUGUGUGGUCACCUUAUUCUCGAACAGAUCCUGCAGGCUGUUGGGAACUCGUACCACCCCGGUUGUUUCCGCUGCGUGGUCUGCUCCAAGGCUCUGGACGGGGUGCCGUUCACCGUGGACCAGCACAGCAACAUAUACUGUGUCGCAGACUACAACAAGACUUUUGCACCGAAGUGUGCGGCCUGCUUACAACCCAUCCUACCUACCGAGGGCAGUGAGGAGAUCCUCAGGGUCGUGUCCAUGAACAAGGACUACCACUUUGAGUGCUACCACUGUGAGGAGUGUGGCAAGCAGCUCUCCGAUAAGCCCGGCUCGCAGUGCUUCCCCCUGGACGCUCAUCUCCUCUGCCACUCCUGUCACAUGAACAGAGUGUGCGCCACACAGAACAUUCCUGCACACAACACACACUGACCGGCCUCGACGCAGCCGUGGAGCUUAGAAACAAGCCUGUACGCUCUAAUGUCCUUCAUAAUCCUUCAUUUGUUUUUACAAGAUAAAACAACUGCUGAGACAUUUCAUCCACGUUGCAUUUUGUCACACAGCCUGCUGUACUCCUUGUACUAUUACUGUUGUACUAUUACUGUACUUUAGUUAAAAGGGAACGAAAGAGACUACUGCUUUAUUAAUCCUCAUGUGGCUACUGUUUGCUGUAGAAGAACAAGGGAUUGUGUGCGUGUGUAUAA